Molecule: messenger RNA, 3300 nt
Organism: Macroventuria anomochaeta
Lineage: Eukaryota; Fungi; Ascomycota; Dothideomycetes; Pleosporales; Didymellaceae
Exons: 3
Coding region: 1-3300 (1099 amino acids)
Molecular function (GO): nucleic acid binding; zinc ion binding
Source: RefSeq, a predicted model, not a curated record
AUGAAUGCUAAAGGUGUGGUCAUAAAGCCGGCUGGACCGGGUGCACUGCCCUCUCCAAGAGUUGCUGGCGCUGCUAAUGGGGAAGUUACUUCCGUCAGCCCUGACACGAAAUCGACCUCAGAAACAAACCUGCCUGAUAGCGAUACGGGAAGCAGGAAAAGACCUCGUGAGACCAGUCUAUCAGACUCACCAGAUGCAUCAUCCAACACGCAGCCACAGCCUGCUUCAGAACAGACUCAGAGUGCCUCUAAUGAACGAGCUUGUAAGAAAGUACGAAACGAUCGAGAAAGUAAAGCCAUUGAUCUGGUCGUACGCAUGUGCUUACGAAGAACCGAACAGUGUUGUAAAUGGCAAGGUCUUUCUCGGCCCUCCAAGCUGGCAAAGGAAAUUGACCAAUUCGACCUCACAAUUAUACUGCGCCAAAUCAAGAGCGCUGAUGAAAGCGCUUACAGUGACAACAUCAAGCAGCUGGACGCUGCAUAUAUUGCCUGGGCUGAUCUGAGAUCUAAAGAGGGAAUCCUGGCCAGCAAUGAUGGAACCCCUAACGCUGACCUUGCGCAAGCUAAGCAGAAUAUGACGGACUCAAUCUUUGGCUUUUUCGACCGCGAAAGUCUUCUCAAACUCCACCCUCAUCUCAAAGGCUACCCUCGGCUGCGUACAGUUCUCCGCAACCUCAACCUAUCACUGGUUGAGCUCAAAGAACUCGGUACCAAACUUCAACAUACACAAGCCAGAAACAACACACAACGACAGCUUGAGGCCCAGGUUAGCGACCUUCUAGCUUGGCUGAGUCCGCCCGAGCCUUAUCCUUCUCCCCCAGACUCACCCAGUUACAACGACGUCCCAACUCGGAACGAUCAGGACACUGUUAUGAGGGUGCAGCUCAACAGUCGUUUGGCCCAGGCGGCGGAAGAAGGAGCCAGACAUCGAGAACACAACGAUCAAGCCGAUAGUUUGCGACAAGAACUGGAUCCGGCCCCAAACGCUCACACUGACAACAUGCAACAGCUUCAGCACCACUCUGCAAAUAUCAGAGAUACAGCUGCACAUGUUUACGCUCUCAACGAUGAACAACCCAAGACAUUGAUUGAACAACGCCCUACAACAAGCAAUACCGAGGAGACUCAUUCACAGCCCACCGAAUCGCACAACGCAACUGACGAAAGUGUCGUCAUCCCCUCAACAUCUACGCAUGGUGAUGGGUGCCAGGAGCAACCAAAGUGGGGGCCGUCCGAAGAAUCAGCUCUGACGACUGCUCGAUCCAUGCCACAACAGAAAGCUAAUGCAUGCACCGAACUACAGCAUCAGGAUAGAAUGGCUUGCUCCAAGCUGCAGACCUAUGGCGAAGCUUAUAAAAUCAUCAUCAACCAGCUGAUCGACGCAGAGAAUGGUGGCCCUCCACCACACUUAUGUGACCUUCAGAUGCCGGAUGCUGAAGCUUGUUACUACAGACUACGCACUCUCUGGGAUACGGCAACGGAGAUCAAUCGAACUACAGCAGGAGCAGAAGAGCUACGGACUAACCUCGGCAAGUUUUACAAGUUCGCUUUCUGCAUGCGAGAGGCCCACUGUCUUUUGCGGGUGUUAAACCACUAUGGCUUCACCUUCUCGGCUGUACUGGCCACAGGCUGGGACCUGGACAAGAUGCGCUCCUUGCAGACAGCGAUGAUAAACUUUGUGUACGAGGAGCCUUUGAUCUGGUCGAAGCCAGAUGUAGACGCGAUAUGUGCUGCCUUGCAGAUUGUUUCUAAUAGGAAGGCGCAAUUUGUAGGCUGUCCGUCAGUCUCAUUCGCAUUGGUAGUUGCACCUAAGCAAGUCGCCGCAACCCAGAGUAAAGAUAUACCAAACAGAGGCAACCCACCCGUAGUUCAACAACCAGCUGGUAAUGCUGUACAACAGGGACAGGCAGCCCUACCGGCGCAUGCAGGAAACCUCCUCAAGCAGAUCAUCGGUCUGCAGCCUACCCAGGCACAACCUUCCGCUCCUGUUUCACAGCACACGGACACCAAUAGUAAUGCUGACUUGGUGCAACUGGAUUCCGCCCCUGUCAAUGCACUGUCACAGAUCCAGAAUCUUGUUAAUGCUCAGAGCCUUGUGAAUGCUGGAGCAACUGCCAACGUUGACAUCUCGGCAAAGGUUUUUUGUGCACCGGAUGGAAAAGUCGUGAAUCACACAUAUCCUAGAAAAUACUGUGACAACAGGAGCAAAAAGAAGUGUAAGAACCAGAGAUGCUACCGCCUUCAUCUGCACUACCCAGCUGGAUCGAAUUUGCUCCCUGCACUACCUGGCGUACCAUCAGCAUCGGGGCCAUCCCACGCGCAGUCGGGCUUCGAAAAUGCGAACCACUUUCAACAGGUUACACAAGGAGCGCAGAAUGUUCAACCUACUGCACAAGGUACAAAACAACCACCCCAAAAAGAAGUUACUUGCCAACAUGACGACGCCAAUGGUAAACAUUGCACAAGACAAAGCUGCAAGUUUCUACACAUCAACCCUAGGCCCGCCAAGUACAAUGCCAAUGCUGCAAUUAUUGAUGCCAUAACCCUACGGACCGCGCAACAAUCCUUCGGACGCGCUAUCAUGGCUGGUGCAGCAUCUAAUGGCAACAACCGCAGCACUGCUGCUGCUGAACAGAGACCUGAUAAUCGACCCAACAUCCCGUGCCAGUACGAGAAGAAGAAUGGUGGAUUCUGUCAAAACGCCAACUGCGUGUACAAGCAUAGUGAUCCGAGGUCCAAGGCCUAUCGCGCUGUGAACAAUGGUCACCCUGCAGGCCGCCAGCAAAGAGGACCGCAGGGCAACGAAGGUGGUGGUCAAAAUGGUCACGGAGGCGGACACCGCGCACCCAACGACUACACUUUCAAUACCCAACAGCACAGUUUACAACAUGCAUUGGCUCAACAAGGACAGCCGGUACCGCUGAACAUUCCACAUUGGCAGCAAAAUGUUGUACCGCUGCACAAUAUUCCACAAGCUCAGUCAGAUCAACCGCAGGGUCAACAAACACCAUCAAAUGCAGGUGGCUCACAAGGUCUUAAAUGCUAUGGAUGCGGUCAAAUAGGCCACAAGAAAGAUGUUUGCCCCAAAAAAGGUAGGGCUCAGGGUGGUGGAAGUGGUGGCGGCAACCGUGGCGAGUGCCAUGGCUGCGGUCAACAAGGUCACUACGUCCGCAACUACGCCCAGAACAUUGGACAUCAAGGUGGUAGCAAUGGAGGCACGUAUGCUCAGUCAGCAACAAGAGCCAUACGCGGAACGUAUCAUCCGCCUUGUCGAACUAGUCCAGCGGUCAUGCACGAUUGA